AUGUCCAUAAGCAUUAGCAAAAGAUUCCCAGAGAACUACAUCCAUCUCUAUCCCUACCAUUUUCUCAUUAAUGAAAGUGACAAAUGCACAAAAAGAAUCCCUUUCUUGAUACUCUUAAUAGCAACCAAGUUUAGUGACCAUGAACAUAGACAAGCAAUCAGGAGGACAUGGGGGAACAAAAAGGUGGUUCCAGGAGUGGAGAUCAUCCGGUUGUUUAUGUUAGGGGUGAAUGAGAGGGUCCCAAACCAAGCCAUAUUGAGAGAAAGCUGGCGUUAUCAUGACAUCAUUCAACAGGAUUUUGUAGACACCUACAAAAACUUGACCCUUAAAACUCUAAUGGGCAUGAAAUGGGUUGCUACCUAUUGCUCUAAAGCUAGUUUUGUUAUGAAAACUGACAGUGAUAUGUUUGUGAAUACAGAAUAUUUGAUACAAAAAUUGCUAUGGAAUGUUAAACUUCCCAAGACAGACUACUUUACUGGCUCCAUCAUGACAGGGUAUCAACCACAUCGUGUCAAUACAAGCAAAUGGUACAUGCCAAAAGAAAUGUAUCCAGAAGAUGAAUACCCUAGUUUUUGCUCAGGAACUGGCUACGUUUUCUCCACAGAUGUCGCCACAAGGAUUCUUAGCAGGUCUCUAAAGGUGCCAUAUGUAUAUUUAGAAGACAUAUAUGUAGCAUUGUGUCUCAAAAAAGAAGGAAUAAGCUUGACACCUCCACCAAGAAAGGCAUUGUUUAACAUACACAGCAUUCCAUUUUCUCCAUGCACUUACCACAGUUUAAUCACCUCCCAUGAAAUUAGUCCAAGUAUUCUGCUAUUUUUCUGGAAAACGUUGCAAGACAAGAAGCAUGAAUGCCCUUGA
Gekko japonicus is the source of this 858-nucleotide messenger RNA. RefSeq names its product beta-1,3-galactosyltransferase 2-like. The record is from RefSeq and is a predicted model, not a curated record. The transcript has a single exon. Gene Ontology annotation, cellular component: membrane. Bases 1 to 858 code for a protein of 285 amino acids. Gene Ontology annotation, molecular function: N-acetyl-beta-D-glucosaminide beta-(1,3)-galactosyltransferase activity. NCBI's taxonomy places the organism in Eukaryota, Metazoa, Chordata, Lepidosauria, Squamata, Gekkonidae.